AUGAAAUCGGGGGAUGGGGGUGUAGAUCUAAUCGUCUAUCAUAGAAAUGGGACGAUUUUUGUUCAAUGUAAAAACUAUGUGACGACUGUUGAUCGAAGACCGGUUCAAGCGUUAGAUGGAUUCAUCUCUAGACGCAGGGUACAUUGUUCCGGCAGAGUUGGUGGUAUUGUAGUUGCCCACAGAAAUAGAAUAGAGGAAGAUAAAUUUGAUCCGGCGGCAGUUACAGAAGCAACAAUUUGUCGUAAUCUAAUGAAACUAUCGUACGCAAAUACGAUAGUUGAGGAUAUCGAAGAGUUAAUGUCUAUGGCUGAAAGAAAAGAAGGGUUUACGCAAUGGAUUUAA
Molecule: messenger RNA, 342 nt
Organism: Paraglomus occultum
Lineage: Eukaryota; Fungi; Glomeromycota; Glomeromycetes; Paraglomerales; Paraglomeraceae
Source: the annotation of a GenBank genome assembly